This is a messenger RNA of Contarinia nasturtii (swede midge), 7827 nucleotides long. It is a transcript of the gene alpha-Spec, whose product is annotated as spectrin alpha chain. Gene Ontology annotation, cellular component: plasma membrane; cell junction; cortical actin cytoskeleton. Gene Ontology annotation, biological process: actin cytoskeleton organization. NCBI's taxonomy places the organism in Eukaryota, Metazoa, Arthropoda, Insecta, Diptera, Cecidomyiidae. The record is from RefSeq and is a predicted model, not a curated record. The coding region runs from base 324 to 7649 and encodes 2441 amino acids. Gene Ontology annotation, molecular function: calcium ion binding; actin filament binding. The transcript is spliced from 11 exons.
UGCGCCGCAUAAGCAGUGCGAAAGAAGACAUACAAGCAGUAAGACGACGACAAAAUCGAUUUCGUGUUUGGACGUGACAAAUCUAAGAGGAAAAAAGUUCUGUAUCCAACAAAAAAAGUUUUUUUAUAUCAAAUUCUCUGCAAAACAAAAAACAAUUGAACGUCUACCAGAAAAUCUACAAAGAUAAACGAAUUUUCCACGAAUCGAAACGAAAUUCCAGAGAAACAGAAGAAUUUAACAGUAUUUUCACCGAUCUAUAUAGCCGAUAUAUUUAACGAUUAAGAUAGAAAAAUAAUUUUAAAAAAACAACAGACUCUAACAAAAUGGACCAAUUUACGCCGAAAGAGGUGCGUAUUCUCGAAACGGUCGAAGACAUUCAGGAGCGUCGUGAACAAGUGUUGAAUCGUUACAAUGAAUUCAAAGUAGAAACGCGUCAGAAGCGUGAAAAAUUGGAAGAUUCACGUCGUUUUCAAUAUUUCAAACGUGAUGCCGACGAAUUGGAGAGUUGGAUUCAAGAAAAAUUACAAGCGGCCAGCGAAGAAAGCUAUCGCGAUCCAACAAAUUUACAAGCAAAAAUUCAAAAGCAUCAAGCAUUCGAAGCUGAAGUAUCGGCCCACAGCAAUGCCAUUGUUAGCCUUGACAAUACCGGACAAGAGAUGAUAAGCCAACAACAUUUUGCAUCCGAAACAAUUCAACGGCGUUUAGAAGAAUUGCAUCGUCUAUGGGAAUUGUUAUUGUCACGUUUGGCCGAAAAAGGCUUAAAAUUGCAACAGGCAUUGGUGUUGGUGCAAUUUUUACGCCAUUGCGAAGAGGUCAUGUUUUGGAUCAAAGACAAAGAGGCCUUUGUCACAGCCGAUGAAUUCGGACAAGAUUUGGAACACGUUGAAGUGUUACAACGUAAAUUCGAUGAAUUCCAAAAGGAUAUGGCAUCACAAGAAUAUCGUGUCACCGAAGUCAAUCAAUUGGCCGAGAAAUUACUACAAGAUGGCCAUCCUGAACGUGAUACCAUCAAUAAGAAAAAAGAUGAACUAUUUGAAGCAUGGCAACGCCUUAAACAAUUGGCCACAUUGCGUCAAGAGAAAUUAUUCGGUGCGCAUGAAAUUCAACGAUUCAAUCGUGAUGCAGACGAAACAGUUGCAUGGAUCGCCGAAAAAGAUGUCGUCUUAUCAUCAGAUGAUUAUGGCCGAGAUUUGGCUAGCGUUCAAGCAUUACAACGCAAACAUGAAGGUGUCGAACGUGAUUUGGCCGCUUUAGAAGAUAAAGUAUCAACAUUGGGCGCUGAAGCAAAGCGUUUGUGUGACAUCCAUGCCGAUCAUAGCGAUCAGAUUCGUGAAAAGCAAUCCGAAAUCGCUGCAUACUGGCAAUCAUUGACGGCCAAAGCAAAAGAGCGCAAACAAAAAUUGGACGAAUCAUACUUUUUACAUCGUUUCUUGGCCGAUUUCCGUGAUUUGGUAUCAUGGAUAAAUGGCAUGAAAGCGGUCAUUUCGGCUGAUGAAUUGGCCAAAGAUGUGGCCGGCGCUGAAGCGUUGCUUGAACGUCAUCAAGAGCAUCGCGGCGAGAUUGAUGCACGUGAGGAUAGUUUUAAAAUCACUACCGAAGCCGGACGUCAAUUGUUGGAGCGUCAACACUAUGCAGCUGCCGAAAUUCAAGAGAAAUUGGCCGCAUUGGAAAAUGACAAGAGUUCAUUAUUAUCAUUGUGGGAAGAUCGUCGCAUUUUGUACGAACAAUGUUUGGACUUGCAAUUAUUCUAUCGUGACACCGAACAGGCUGACACAUGGAUGGCCAAACAAGAAGCAUUUUUGGCCAACGAAGAUCUUGGCGAUUCACUUGAUUCGGUUGAAGCAUUGAUUAAAAAGCACGAAGAUUUCGAAAAGAGUUUGGCCGCCCAAGAGGAAAAAAUCAAAGCGUUGGACAUUUUCGCAACGAAAUUGAUUGAUGGCCAGCACUAUGCGGCCGAUGAUGUUGCACAACGUCGUGCCAUGCUAUUGGCACGUCGUUCAGCGCUAUUGGAAAAGUCAGCGGCACGUCGUCAAUUGCUCGAAGAUUCAAGUCGAUUCCAACAAUUUGAACGUGAUUGCGAUGAAACGAAAGGAUGGAUCAGUGAAAAAUUAAAAGUUGCCACCGAUGACAGUUACUUGUAUCCAACCAAUUUGAAUGGCAAAGUACAAAAGCAUCAAAAUUUCGAGCAAGAGAUCAAUGCAAACAAGAGUCGCAUCGAAGAUAUUACAGCAACUGGCAGCGAUUUAAUUGAGAAAAAACACUAUGCAGCCAAUGAAAUAAAUGCACGCAUGCAAGAGAUUGUUACGUUGUGGGAGACAUUGGUUCAAGCAUCCGAUAAAAAAGGUUGCAAACUUCAAGAGGCAUCACAACAACAACAAUUCAAUCGCACCAUCGAAGACAUUGAAUUGUGGUUGAGUGAAAUUGAAGGUCAAUUAUUGUCGGAAGACUAUGGCAAAGAUUUGACCAGCGUACAAAAUUUGCAAAAGAAACAAGCAUUGCUGGAAGCCGAUGUAAUGGCCCAUCAGGAUCGCGUUGAAAGUAUCAAAGUAACGGCAACCAAAUUCAUUGAAAGCGAUCACUUUGACGCUGACAAUAUUCGUAACAAAGAAGAAACGCUAACAAAACGUUAUGCAGCACUUGCCGCCCCAAUGACCGAUCGCAAAAAGCGAUUGAAUGAUUCAUUGCAGGUGCAACAAUUGUUCCGUGAUUUAGAAGAUGAAGCCGCAUGGAUUCGCGAAAAGGAACCUAUUGCUGGUUCAACAAAUCGUGGCCGUGAUUUGAUCGGUGUACAGAAUUUGAUAAAAAAACAUCAUGCCGUUUUAGCCGAAAUCAAUAAUCAUGAAAGUCGUUUGGCAGGCGUUGUUGCAUCCGGCGAACAAAUGCUCGAAGAGCAUCCAUACUCAUGCGACGAAAUUCGUUUGCGUCUCGAUUUACUCAAAGAGCAAUGGGCAUCGUUGAAAGAGAAGGCCAAUCAACGUAAACAAGAUUUGGAAGAUUCAUUGCAAGCCCAUCAAUACUUUGCCGAUGCAAAUGAGGCCGAAUCAUGGAUGCGCGAAAAAGAGCCAAUCGUAUCGAGCACCGAUUAUGGCAAAGACGAAGACUCAUCGGAAGCUUUAUUGAAAAAACAUGAAGCACUUGUGUCCGAUUUGGAAGCGUUCGGCAAUACAAUUCAAUCGCUGCAAGAACAAGCGAAGAAUUGUCGCCAACAAGAAACACCCGUUGUUGAUAUCACUGGAAAAGAAUGUGUUCAAGCUCUGUACGAUUAUACAGAGAAAUCACCGCGUGAGGUGUCUAUCAAGAAAAAUGACAUUUUAACAUUGUUGAAUUCAAACAAUAAAGAUUGGUGGAAAGUCGAAGUGAACGAUCGUCAAGGUUUCGUACCAGCCGCUUAUAUCAAGAAAAUUGAUGCCGGACUCAGUGCCAGCCAACAAAAUUUGGUCGAUGGUCAUUCAAUUGCAAAACGUCAAUCGCAAAUAAAUGCACAAUACGAUAAUCUAUUGGCAUUGGCACGUGAACGUCAAAAUAAAUUGAAUGAAACAACAAAAGCAUACGUUUUGGUGCGUGAAGCAGCCGAUUUGGCUGCCUGGAUAAAAGACAAAGAGAAUCAUGCACAAAUUGGUGAUGUGGGCGAUGAUUUGGAAGAGGUUGAAGUAUUGCAAAAGAAAUUCGAUGAUUUCAAUGAUGAUUUGAAAGCUAAUGAGGUACGUUUGGCCAGUAUGAAUGAAAUCGCCAUCCAAUUGACAUCAUUGGGACAAACUGAAGCGGCCAUGAAAAUUCAAACGCAAAUGCAAGAUUUGAAUGAAAAAUGGGCAUCAUUGCAACAAAUCACCGUUGAACGGGCCAAUCAAUUGGGUUCGGCACAUGAAGUGCAACGUUUCCAUCGUGACAUUGAUGAAACAAAAGAUUGGAUCAGCGAAAAAGAAGACGCAUUGAAUAAUGAUGAUUUGGGCAAAGAUUUGCGCAGCGUUCAAACGCUACAACGAAAACAUGAAGGUGUUGAACGUGAUUUGGCCGCACUACGUGACAAAAUUCGUCAACUUGACGAAACAGCCAAUCGUUUGAUGCAAUCGCAUCCGGAUACAGCUGAACAAACGUACACCAAACAAAAAGAAAUCAACGAAAUGUGGAAUCAGAUCAUCACAAAGGCAACGUCACGUAAAGAACGUCUACUUGAUUCAUACGAUUUGCAACGCUUCCUAAGCGAUUUCCGUGAUCUAAUGGCAUGGAUUAGCUCGAUGAUGGGACUUGUGACAUCCGAAGAAUUGGCCAACGACGUUACCGGCGCCGAAGCAUUGAUUGAACGUCAUCAGAAUCAUCGUGCUGAAAUCGAUUACUUUUAUGGCAUACCUCAGGUGUACUUGGAACACCGAACUGAGAUUGAUGCACGUGCUGGUACAUUUGCUGCAUUCGAGCAAUUUGGCACCGAAUUGUUGCAAGCAAAUCAUUAUGCUGCGCCCGAAAUCCAAGAUAAAAUCGAUGAAUUGGCAAAAUCACGUGAAGAAUUGGAAAAUGCAUGGACCGAACGUCGUUUACAAUUGGAUCAAAAUCUUGAUUUGCAAUUGUAUUUGCGUGAUUGUGAACAAGCCGAAAAUUGGAUGUCGGCCCGUGAAGCAUUUUUAAAUGCUGAAGAGGUCGAUUCAAAAGGUGACAACGUCGAAGCACUCAUUAAAAAGCAUGAAGAUUUUGACAAAGCUAUCAAUGGUCAUGAAGAGAAAAUUGCCGCAUUGCAAGUGCUUGCUGAUCAAUUGAUUGCGCAAAAUCAUUAUGCGGCUAAUUUAAUUGAUGACAAACGUAAACAAGUGUUAGAACGUUGGCGUCAUUUGAAAGAAGGCUUGAUUGAGAAACGAUCACGUUUGGGCGAUGAACAAACAUUGCAACAAUUCAGUCGUGAUGCGGACGAAAUUGAAAAUUGGAUUGCGGAAAAAUUGCAAUUGGCCACCGAAGAGAGUUACAAAGAUCCGGCCAAUAUUCAGUCAAAACAUCAAAAACAUCAAGCAUUCGAAGCCGAAUUGGCGGCCAAUGCUGAUCGUAUCCAAAGCGUAUUGGCAAUGGGCGGUAAUUUAAUCGAUAAACGUCAAUGCAGUGGCAGCGAAGAUGCGGUACAGAAACGUUUAUCACAAAUCGCCGAUCAAUGGGAAUAUUUGACGCAUAAAACAACGGAAAAAUCGUUGAAAUUGAAAGAGGCAAAUAAACAACGUACAUACAUUGCGGCCGUUAAAGAUUUAGACUUUUGGUUGGGCGAAGUGGAAAGUUUGUUAACAUCAGAAGAUGCUGGCAAAGAUUUGGCGUCCGUACAAAAUUUGAUGAAAAAACAUCAAUUGGUUGAGGCCGAUAUUCAAGCGCAUGCUGAUCGCAUCAAAGAUAUGAACAAUCAAGCUGAUUCAUUGGUUGAAUCCGGUCAAUUUGACAGCGCUGGUAUUCAAGAGAAACGCCAAUCGAUCAAUGAACGUUAUGAACGUAUUUGCAAUUUGGCCGCACAUCGUCAGGCACGUUUGAAUGAAGCACUUACAUUGCAUCAAUUCUUCCGUGAUAUUGCCGACGAAGAGAGUUGGAUCAAAGAGAAGAAAUUGUUGGUCGGCAGCGAUGAUUAUGGCCGUGAUUUGACCGGUGUACAAAAUUUAAAGAAGAAACAUAAGCGAUUGGAGGCCGAACUUGGUUCACACGAACCAGCCAUUCAGGCGGUACAAGAGGCCGGCGAAAAAUUAAUGGACGUUAGCAAUUUGGGUGUACCAGAAAUUGAACAACGUUUGAAAGCAUUGAAUCAAGCAUGGGCUGAAUUGAAAAAUUUGGCCGCAACACGUGGCCAAAAAUUAGACGAAUCAUUGACAUACCAACAAUUUUUGGCACAAGUUGAAGAGGAAGAAGCAUGGAUUACAGAAAAACAACAAUUGCUUUCCGUUCAAGACUAUGGCGAUUCAAUGGCAGCCGUUCAAGGGCUAUUGAAGAAACAUGAUGCAUUCGAAACUGAUUUUGCCGCACAUCGUGAUCGUUGUUCAUUGAUUUGCGAUCAAGGUGCACAAUUGGUGGCCAAUAAAAAUCAUCAUCAAGACAGUAUUUCACAACGAUGCAAUCAAUUGCAAAACAAACUUGAUUUGUUGUCAUCGUUGGCAGCACGUCGCAAGGGUGCAUUACUUGACAAUUCUGCCUACUUGCAAUUCAUGUGGAAGGCCGAUGUCGUUGAAAGCUGGAUCGCCGACAAAGAAAGCUACGUACGAUCCGAAGAAUUUGGUCGCGAUUUAUCCACCGUUCAAACGCUAUUGACAAAACAAGAGACAUUCGAUGCAGGUCUUAAUGCAUUUGAACAAGAAGGAAUUCACAAUAUUUCCGCACUAAAAGAUCAAUUGAUCAAUGCCAGUCAUGCACAAUCGCCGGCCAUUUUGAAACGUCACGAAGAUGUGAUUGCACGUUGGCAAAAAUUGCGUAACGCAUCGACCGAACGUAAAAAUCGUUUAAUUUCGAUGCAAGAUCAAUUCCGUCAAAUUGAAGAAUUGUAUUUGACUUUCGCAAAGAAAGCAUCAGCAUUCAAUUCAUGGUUCGAAAAUGCUGAAGAAGAUCUCACCGAUCCGGUUCGGUGUAAUUCGAUCGAAGAGAUUCGUGCAUUGCGUGAAGCACAUGCUCAAUUCCAGGCCUCUUUGUCAUCAGCCGAAGCUGAUUUCAAAGCAUUGGCUGCACUUGAUCAAAAAAUUAAGAGCUUCAACGUCGGACCAAAUCCAUACACAUGGUUUACAAUGGAAGCGCUCGAAGAUACAUGGCGUAAUCUACAAAAGAUCAUCGAAGAGCGUGACGUUGAAUUAAACAAAGAAGCUCAUCGUCAAGAUGAAAACGAUAAACUUCGCAAAGAAUUUGCAAAACAUGCCAAUCUAUUCCAUCAAUGGUUGACCGAAACAAGAUUCUACAUUCUGGGCUGGAAUGUCGAUGGAACAUCGAUGAUGGAAGGAUCAGGAGCGUUGGAACAACAAUUGGAAGCGCUGCGUUUGAAGGCGGCCGAAGUGCGAGCCCGUCGCGGUGACUUGAAAAAGAUCGAAGAACUGGGUGCAUUGCUCGAGGAGCAUUUAAUUCUUGAUAAUCGUUAUACGGAACAUUCAACCGUUGGUCUGGCACAACAAUGGGAUCAAUUGGAUCAAUUGUCAAUGCGUAUGCAACACAAUCUGGAACAACAAAUUCAAGCGCGUAACCAUUCGGGUGUAUCGGAAGAUUCGCUCAAAGAAUUCUCAAUGAUGUUCAAACACUUUGACAAAGACAAGAGCGGCAAAUUAAAUCAUCAAGAAUUCAAAUCAUGUUUACGAGCGCUUGGCUAUGAUUUACCAAUGGUCGAAGAGGGACAACCCGAUCCAGAAUUUGAAGCCAUUUUAAGUGUUGUCGAUCCAAAUCGUGACGGUUAUGUAUCGCUACAAGAGUAUAUUGCAUUUAUGAUAUCGAAAGAAACCGAAAAUGUUCAAAGCUACGAAGAAAUCGAAAAUGCAUUCAGAGCCAUCACUGCCUCCGAUCGUCCGUACGUUACACGGGAUGAAUUGUAUUGCAACCUCACUCGUGACAUGGCGGAUUACUGUACCAACCGUAUGAAACCAUUUAUCGAUCCGAAGACCAGCCAACCCAUCAACGGUGCCCUGGACUAUAUCGAUUUUACACGCACGCUAUUUCAAAAUUAAGCAUUUUUAGAUCAAAUUAUACUUAUACACAUUAACACAUACACACACACACAACUAGAGUUAUUAUAAUAAUGGGUUAGAUUUCUAUAUUCUAGUGUUUGUUUGAGCUUUUUUUAUCCAUAUAUUUACAGAAUUCGUUUGUGUCUUUCAAUCAUCAAGAAAAAAAAACAAAAUUUUU